CCCGCCGGCCCCCCCUUCACGCUCCCGGGGUCCAAGAUGGAGAAAAACGUCGACAGCGAGAUCAUUGAGCACCACGUCGAGGAGGUGGAGGUGCAGGAGGAGAGGAGGAAGGGCGCGAGGAGCCACGCCGCCUCCUGCUCCUCGUUCCCGGGCAGCGUGACUCCGUCCGACCGGGAGGACCACAGCGGCACGCAGUCCUCCCACCGACUGCUGGCCUACAGCGACGCGCUCAUCUCCAUCAUCGCCACCGUCAUGAUAUUACCCGUCGCCCACACGAAGAUGAAGGACAACGAGGAGUUGAGUGUGCAGCUCCUACUCACGACAAAGAUAGCCGUUUACCUCAUGACGUUCCUGAUCGUGACCGUUGCAUGGGCCGCUCACAUCAGGUUAUUUCAAGUUAUUGUGCGUAUAGACGACUGCCUUGCGCUGCUGAACCUCGCCUGUAUGAUGCUCAUCACUUUUCUCCCGUACACCUUCUCUCUGAUGGCGGCGUUCCCUGAGAACAUCCUCGGGCUGCUGCUCUUCUGCGGCUGCGUGAUGGUGAUGGGUGUCAUCCAGUCGGGCAUCGUGCUGUACGCCUUCAGCCGGCCCUUCCUGCUCAACGAGCAGAUCCAGAUGUCGGAGAACCAGACGUUCUACAAGCGCCACAUCCUCAAGGUCAUCAUGCGGGUUCCCCUCAUGUGCUUCUUCGCCAGCAUCUUCUCCUUCAUCUUCUUCCAGCUGUCGUACGUGCUGCUGGCGGUCGUUAUCUUCCUGCCGUACAUCUCCCAGUCCAUGAAGUGGUGUCGCAACAAAGCCAUCGGUCCGGUGGAGCAGAGUCCAGACUCCAUGUUGUUUGACACCUACCUGCCCGACGAGCCGCUCAGCAAGGACCGCGUGGAGGCGUUCAGCGACGGCGUUUACGCCAUCGUGGCGACGCUCCUCAUCCUGGACAUCUGCGAGGACAACGUCCCCGACCCGGCCGUGGUGCAGAAGGAGUUCGGCGGCAGCCUGGUGGCGGCGCUGCGGUCCUACGGCCCGGAGUACCUCGCCUACUUCGGCUCCUUCGCCACCGUCGGCCUCCUGUGGUUCACGCACCACUCGCUCUUCCUCCACGUCACCAGGACGACGCGCCUCAUGGGCCUCAUGAACUCCUUCUCGCUGGCGUUCGUGGGCGGCCUGCCGCUCGCCUACCAGCUGACGCACGAGUUCCCGCCCGACUCCCGCAACGAGCUGGAGGCCAUCCGCAUCAGCUGCGUCAUCAUCUUCUUCGCCGGCGUCUUCCAGCUCGCCAUCUGGGUGGCGGCGCUGCACGGCGAGCGGGAGACGCUGCACCCGUACGUGCGCUACGGCGGCCGCGAGCACGCGUUCAUGUUCGCCAAGCUGUCGCUGUACCCGUGCGUCGCCCUCGGGACGUUCUUCCUGACGUGCGUCCUGAGUCGCUUCAGCGCGCCGAUUUUCCACCUGAUGGAGAUCACGGUGCCGUUCGCCUUCCUGGCGCUGAGGCUGCUGGUCCGCGUCACGCUGGCGUCGCUCCGGCUAAUGUUCUGGCCCAACCGGCCCGGCGCCGCGGAGGAGGCCGACGACGAGGAGGAGGCGAGAGUGCCGUUCAGCACUCUGGUCUCGUAGCUCGCUGCGGCGGUGGGAGUAGCGGCGGCGGGAGUAGCGGCGGG
Messenger RNA from Pseudoliparis swirei, 1652 nucleotides. RefSeq names its product transmembrane protein 175 (gene tmem175). The transcript has 10 exons. NCBI's taxonomy places the organism in Eukaryota, Metazoa, Chordata, Actinopteri, Perciformes, Liparidae. Bases 37 to 1608 code for a protein of 523 amino acids. Gene Ontology annotation, cellular component: endosome; lysosome. Gene Ontology annotation, molecular function: proton channel activity; potassium ion leak channel activity. The record is from RefSeq and is a predicted model, not a curated record.